Messenger RNA from Scleropages formosus (Asian bonytongue), 273 nucleotides. Its product is annotated as retinal rod rhodopsin-sensitive cGMP 3',5'-cyclic phosphodiesterase subunit gamma. NCBI's taxonomy places the organism in Eukaryota, Metazoa, Chordata, Actinopteri, Osteoglossiformes, Osteoglossidae. Gene Ontology annotation, cellular component: photoreceptor outer segment membrane. The record is from RefSeq and is a predicted model, not a curated record. Gene Ontology annotation, molecular function: 3',5'-cyclic-nucleotide phosphodiesterase activity; cGMP binding. Bases 1 to 273 code for a protein of 90 amino acids. Gene Ontology annotation, biological process: positive regulation of G protein-coupled receptor signaling pathway; positive regulation of epidermal growth factor receptor signaling pathway; visual perception. The transcript is spliced from 3 exons.
AUGAACGCAGACAGCAGCAGCGGUCACAGCGACACACCGAGAACCCCAACUAGGGCAGUAGGUGGACCCAUCACAUCCAGGAGGGGCCCCCACAAGUUCAAGCAAAGGAUGAGCAGGCAGUUCAAGAGCAAACCCCCAAAGAAGGGGCUCAAGGGAUUCGGUGAUGAUAUACCUGGAAUGGAAGGGCUGGGAACUGAUAUCACAGUGGUGUGCCCAUGGGAGGCCUCCAGCCACCUGGAGCUGCACGAGCUGGCCCAGUCUGGCAUCAUCUGA